Molecule: messenger RNA, 2345 nt
Organism: Sinocyclocheilus rhinocerous
Lineage: Eukaryota; Metazoa; Chordata; Actinopteri; Cypriniformes; Cyprinidae
Product: ras-specific guanine nucleotide-releasing factor RalGPS1-like
Exons: 14
Biological process (GO): Ras protein signal transduction
Cellular component (GO): plasma membrane
Molecular function (GO): guanyl-nucleotide exchange factor activity
Source: RefSeq, a predicted model, not a curated record
GAGCUUGCUAGCUGUGGCUGGAACAAAAAGGAGAAACACAUUUUGGCUCCUAAUGUUGUUGCCUUCACACGGAGGUUCAACCAGGUGAGCUUCUGGUUGGUACGGGAAAUCCUGACCGCUCAAACCCUGAAGAUCCGUGCCGAGAUCCUGAGCCACUUCAUCAAGAUCGCAAAGAAACUUCUUGAGCUGAAUAACCUUCAUUCUAUGGUGUCGGUGGUGUCUACAUUGCAAAGCGCUCCCAUCUUUAGACUGAGCAAGACCUGGGCGCUGAUCAGUCGGAAGGACAAGGCCACGUUUGAGAAGCUGGACUACCUGACCUCCAAAGAGGAGAACUGCGCCAGGAUGAGAGAGUACAUCCGCUCCCUCAAGAUGGUGCCGUGCAUCCCCUACCUGGGGAUCUACCUGCUGGACAUGAUUUACAUCGACUCUGCCUAUCCUGCGUCUGACAGCAUCAUUGAGACCAAAAUGCUGUCUCUGAAAAUUGAACCAGGGAACAGCUCGCCGCGCAUGGCCACAUCCAAAGAAGAUCUUGCAGGUCCGUCUGAGUUGUGUUUAUCGGUCAGGUAUAAUCGACGGCCCACUUGCCCUGAUGCCACCGUGGGGGUUCAUAUUCCCACCCCGCCGCCCUCACGCCACAGGAAGAGCCACAGCCUCGGAAACGCUAUGAUGUGGGAUUUCGGUGUGGUGGAGAGUAAAAGUGCGACGUUCCCCAUAGAGAAACCACGUCACCUGCUGGACGACAGCUUCCUAGAGUCCCAGAGUCCAGCGCGGAACAACCCACACAGCUCAUCCGUGUCCAACGGCAUCUCGAGAGGCAGCAGUCAGAGUUCGUUCUGUGAUGAUCUCUCUCCAGGGCUCGAGAGGGGCCGCAUGUACAUGACUCUGGGCCCUAACUGGAGGGUUCCUCUCCGCGCGUCCCCCAGAGGCCGCAGCCAUGCCCACAGUCCGUCAGUAGCAGAGCCCAGUCUGGCUCAUGGAGAGGCGAGUGGAGUCACAAUGCAGGGGCCGCUGAAGAGGAAAACCCUGCUGAAGGAGGGCAGGAAACCUAAGGUGAACAGGAAGGGAACAAAAAUGAGUUUAAAAAACUAUGUUCUGGGCUGGAUGGUGGUGCUGCCGGAUGAUCCAGCUCAACCCAACAUCUUUCAGCUCAACCAUCCUGACAAAGGGAAUGUUUACAAGUUUCAGACUAGCGAUCGGUUCACUGCGAUCAUGUGGCACAAACACCUGGAGGAGGCCUGUCGGAGAAGAAGACCUCAGAUACCAGCGAAUCUCAUGUCGUUUGAGUAAACGGACUUGUGUAACUCUUGCCUGAAGACAUUUGUAAGGCCUACAGAGAUCGAGAAGAACGUGUUUGGUUCAGCAAAAGGAUGAAAAAAGAGCCAAAACCCUUCAAUACUGAAGAGUCCACUGAGCCAAAGGACUCGCUCUGAUCCACUGGCCCUCCGUGAGCCUCACGGACACAUCUAACAUCAGGAUGUCUGUUACAGAGCCGGACGUGGAGGUUUGCACACUAGUUCUGGUCAGUCUAGUAAAGGGUAUGGAAGGGAGGUAAAUCUGGCCCGUUCCAGCUCCAUCAUGUCUUCUCAGUGGAGACUUUUGGAUCUCAAGGUGUUUGUGUGGCUUCAGUGAAGUACAUUAUGGGAAUUAAAUUAAACAGAAGCUCGAGAUGGGUGUUUUUGUGGUGAUAUAAGUGAGUUUCAGUGUGAAAGAGAAAUCAUGCCGCCUGUAGCAUAAGAAUAAAAAGCCAAACUAACAGACAUUUGCUCCUACAAAGAGCCGUAACAAACAAACCACAGCUGGAUCAGGAAAAAAGAUGAAGACCUAACCCAGCUAAUGAUACUCGCUGGUUAAGAGCCGUUUAGUUACAGACUAAUCAUAUCUGCUUUCAGCACAGUGAUUUUUACUUCUGGUUAAUGUUAUGAUGUGAUGAUGCUGUGAGUGUGACUUGCUGACAUCAGGGAUUCUGAAUACACUUUCUGUUUUACUCAUUUUAUACUCGUGAAAGCUUGUUUUGGGCUUUAAGUAUUAACAAAUUAUUAGGCCUUUCCUGUCAAAUGAAGGUUUUGCUCACAGCUCACAACUUAAACAGCGGAAAUAUGUUGUACAAAAGCAAAAGAUUUUUGUUUGUCACAUCUGAUAGGGUUCCUUGUACAUUAAUGAGACAAUACCAUUUUUAAAACACAAGCUUAUUUUCCAUUCAGCCCAUCUCACAAAAACAAGAACUGCUUUUUUUGAUGAACUUUUUUGAUAUCUCCGAAAUCCUAAACAUUCACGCUAAAUUACCGGGCGAAUCUCACAAAACCGGUCAAAAACUUGUCCGGGUCAUAUCUGACCCCAAAAUGAAU